GGCAAGCGAGGGCAGUACAUGCUGUUAAUUGUAGCAUCUGCAUGACAGCUAACUGAUGUGCUUGAUGGUUGAAUGAAAUACGACCAGUUUCUAAUCUUAUACAUGUGACAUCGUACUUGCUUCGUUCCUGCCGUGUUUGUGUUUGUGUAAUGCAUCCUAUGCCUCGCAAGGUUUAGGGAAAAAGAGGUAUGCUUGAUCAAUGGGGUCACAGUUACCUAUAUUAUCCAUUCGCCAUUGGAACGAUAUAUUGAGCUUGGGGUUCACUCUUCUCAACUUUCUCGGCUUUCUACUACACCCAAAAUACACACAACACGAAACAUAAUAAUAUCGAACAUCGGAUACAAAACACCACAAAUCAUCUUGUCAGACAUUCGAACGCAUGCCUGAGGUUGAUAUUGUUGUCAUUGGCUCCGGCCUAAGUGGUUUGGCAUUUGCUAGAUUCUAUCUUGAUAUUCAUCCAGCAGCAGAACUAGUUAUUAUUGAAGAGGACAGAUGCCUUGGUGGUGUAUGGAGUCAAAGAAGAUCAUACGACAAUUUCUGGUGUCAAAGUGGCCGUCGAAUGUCUGGAUUCUCCGAUGUCCCUCUUACUGUUCCCGAAGAUGCGCCUCUAUAUCAUGAUACAUUCGAAGCAAAGUAUGUUACCAAUUAUCUCGAGGAGUAUGCGCAUAAUCAUAUAUACAAUGGAAAAACUAUGUUUUCUAGGAUAAAGUUCUACUGUAAAGCUGUCAACACCAAUAAAGUGAAUGAUAUAUGGCUAGUCACAACAGAGCUUCCAAUCUAUCUCAAACAAAAACGUCCAAGUCAGCCGCCCAUUGUCUAUACAUGUCGCAAGCUUGUUGUCGCUACUGGUCGUACUUCGCAUCCUAAGAUACCUUCAAUCGAUUGGGAACCGAGCAUGAGAUUUGUUCGUCAUCAAAAAGCUUUUGGAGAAUUAUCACAUCAGCCAUUACCUUGGGCCAGCGGUAUGCUAUUUUUUGCAGUUCUUGGCGGCGGUAAGUCUGCUGCAGAUAUGGUCUACGAGUUAGUUAAGAAAGGUCAGAACGUCAAAUGGAUUAUAAGAGCAAGUGGAGAGGGUCCAGCUCUACUUUUUCCUGCCCCUGGCCAUGGGCGCUACAAGAAUUCAGUCGAAAGCUCGGCAACUAGGCUCAAAGCACUCUUUAGUCCCUCUCCGUUUAUGCCAAACACUUGGUGGUCUUCCAUGAUUCGUAUCUUACUUUAUGGAACUCGCAUUGGAAUAAGCUAUAUGAUUAGGAGAAUCAGGAACGUUGAUCAAUAUUGUCGUAAUAUAGCAGGAUAUGAUAGCAGACCAGGAUCUUUAUCGGGAUUUAAGUUUCUUGACUUUAGUUCUUCUGCAUUUUGGUGUACUGGACCUGUGGGACUUGUACAGCACGAUGACUUCUGGGAAACGAUAUCUCAGAAUGUUCAAGUUUACCGGAAUGACGUUGUUUCUUACCAAAACAACAUCAUAACUUUAGACAAUGGCAAGCAGCUUAUAGCAGAUGAGCUAUUACUGGGAACGGGUUGGGAUCCCCAGCAACAAUGUUUUAGCGAUAUACAAGCUCAAUAUCUCGGUCUUCCCCACUUUGAGCCAAUGGAUAGUGUUGAAGAAAGAUCGUUAUGGGAGAAGCUCUAUGAGGAGGCAGAUCGUCGAGUCAUCGCCAAAUUUCCACUCCUUGAAAACCCUCCUCCACACCAGAAUCGUGCUUCCCCUGAUACAACAGUACAAAGACUAUACAAAGGUAUCGCACCACUUGGAGAUGAUUCAAUCGCAUUUCUAGGGGCUAUAGAUAUUUCCAAUUCUUUUCGUGCCGCUGAAACACAGGCUAUCUGGACAACAGCAUAUUUUGAUGGCAACAUAAAGCUACCUCCAUUGGAACAAAUGGUAAAAGAAGUCGCUUACAUGGGGGCGUUUUCGAAACGGAGAUAUCCUACUCAUGGUCAAAAGGGAGAAUGCUUCUUCUUUGAGCUUAUUUGGUAUACGGAUGCUUUGCUUCAUGAGGUUGGCUUGAGAUCGCAUCGGAAAGGAUGGUGGGCUGACUUAGUGGAACCUUGCCUUGCAUCGGACUUAAAGGAUAUAAAGGAUGAAUACAAGCAGAAGUUUGUAUUGUAAGCUCUCUGCUAGUCAUGCCAAGGGUUACUCAUUGGCUUUCGGUGGAUCAUGGGUAGGCAAAUAGUGCUUCUUCGGAUUUCUGUGAACACUUUUUGAGAUAGCUAAAAAUGGCUUCCACAACUUCUAGCUUCUCUUCUACCAAUUCGCCCAUGUAGGGACCACUUUAUAUAAAUUCCAUUCA
Molecule: messenger RNA, 2291 nt
Organism: Botrytis cinerea B05.10
Lineage: Eukaryota; Fungi; Ascomycota; Leotiomycetes; Helotiales; Sclerotiniaceae
Exons: 4
Coding region: 380-2110 (576 amino acids)
Source: RefSeq, a predicted model, not a curated record